Messenger RNA from Podarcis raffonei (Aeolian wall lizard), 3271 nucleotides. RefSeq names its product TATA box-binding protein-associated factor RNA polymerase I subunit C-like. Lineage: Eukaryota; Metazoa; Chordata; Lepidosauria; Squamata; Lacertidae. Gene Ontology annotation, molecular function: RNA polymerase I core promoter sequence-specific DNA binding. Gene Ontology annotation, biological process: transcription by RNA polymerase I. Gene Ontology annotation, cellular component: fibrillar center. The coding region runs from base 129 to 2792 and encodes 887 amino acids. The transcript has 14 exons. The record is from RefSeq and is a predicted model, not a curated record.
UGCCAGGGGUGGGCAGGGGGGACCCCCCUCGCUUUGCCCCGCAGGACCCGCCACGCUUCGCCCCCCGCCGCCUCCCGAAGGGCAUCGGGGAGAGAUGGGCGCCCAGCGAAGCCGCCCCGCUGCCCCUGAUGCUGCCCAACGCUGGAUGCAGGGUGCCCCCCGUGACUCCCCAAGACAUCCUUCUGCAGGGACUGAUGCUGCGCUCCUCGGAAGCCACCAACUCUGGCGCUCAGGCUGCCCUGGGCUUCCCAGAUCAGCUGGGCGCCUUCUUUGUGGACUAUCCGGACGUGGCCUUUGGCGCCAUGGGGCAGCUCCUCCAGGACAACUUCCACCUGGGAGAUGUGCCAGUCCAGGAGGAGCAGCAGCAAGUUCUGCUGUGCGUCCUCAAACUCUCCGCACAACCCUGCCAGAGGAAAAAGCGGCGCAACGUCUGCCGGGUGAGCCACCUGCUGAAGCACAUCGAUGCCCCUGAUGCCGUGAGCUGCAGCUUCUUUGGGGGCAAGAGCAUCAUGCGCCUGUGCCGGGACUGGCUCUUUGAGCUGCCCCUGGAGCUGAUGGCCGACUGGCUGCACGAGGACCUGGCGGAGCAGUGGAGGCGCCUUUCCUUCGACGAGACCCCAACCGGGGGGGCCUUGGCCUGGCUGCCCAGAGAGGGCAGCGGGGGGCCGUCGUCCAGGGGCUGCCUGGUGUACCCCUCUGGGGAGGCCAUGAACCAGCUCUGCUUCCAAGACGUGGCUCUGAAGCCCACCGCCAGCGGCUCCCUGAGGCCUCGAACCCGCGGCCGCCCUGCCCAGUUUGAGCUCAAUGGCCGGGUCCAGCAGGUGGCAGCCGCCCAGGUGGACGGCAUUGACUUUGUUGGGGUGCGCUCAGAUUACCACUGCGGCGCAUGGAAGAUGAAGCCGGGAGGAGCCCCCACCCUGCUCCAGGUGGUUGGCACAGAGACCCCCUGCUCCUCCAUCGCAGUCAGCCCCCACCUGCCUGGCGAGCUCUCCUUCUGCACCCACAGCGGAGCCCUCUAUGCCUGGAAUGUGGAGACAGGGCUCCAGCGGCUGCACCAGGACAGCGAGACUCUCUUCUUCCGGGACCCUUCCCCUUGGCGAUGGAGCGAGUUUACUGCCCACCCGCGGGUGCUCAGCUUUGCCGACCGUACCGGCCUGGUGGGGAUUGACCAGAGGGUGCCCUCUCAACAUCGCGUGGAGCUCUUCAAGGUGGGGGGCGAGGCCGACUGCCAGCGGGGGGAGCGCGUGGUCCUCUCCAAGUACCUGGGCCAGGCUGAGCCCUACCAGCACCUCGUUGCCACGCAGUUCUCGGUCUACGUGCUGGACGAACGCUUCCCCCUGGUGCCCGCCCUCAGCUGGGAGCACAUGAUGCAGCGGCCGCCCAUCUACGGCCUCCUCAGCCCGGCCGUCGCUCCGCAGCGCAGCCACAAGCUCCUCCUCGGCUCCCACCACGACCAAGAACUCUUGCUGCUGCAGUACACAGGCGGCGCCGACACCCCUUGCCAGCUCUGGGGGCCCCCACGGAAGGUCCCUUCCAUCCUCGAGAGCCUGCCCCACUUCCCUGUGCAAGUGCCCAUCCGGCAGGAGGCUCUGCGCCAGCGUCUCGCCCUGCCCACUGCAGGCAUCGCAGCCGCCCUGGGGCAGCAGGGCCAGAGUCAGACCCUGCUGGUCUUCCAGCUCUCUGAGGCCGGCGAUCUCUUCUACCAGCCCUUGCUCCACCAGGAGGAGGACGAGGAGGAAGAAGGAGCCUCUGAGGGGCCACAGCCGGCCCCCGAAGCCCCGCAGGAGGAGGAAGAGGAGGAUGCCCCCCGAGGCCCUGACGAAGGAGCCAGAUCCUGCGAAGGCUCCCCUCCACCGCCUGCCACGCCCGCAGCACCCCUCGCCCCCCCUGUGGCUGCCCCCUCCGCUUACCAGCGCUGGAUCAGGGCCUUCCGGAAGGCCUGGAAGCGUCUCCCCGAGGCAGCCCAGGGCCGGGCGCGGCUGCCGGCCAUCCUCAGCCAGAGCCGCCUCUUCGCUUGCCGGGAGCUGCGGGAGCCGGCCGGGAAUCAGGCCCCCUCCUACGGGGAGGCCCGGCAGCGCCUGCGCCAGGCCAUGCGGGAGAAGCGGGCCGUGUGCCCCCGGGAGCCGGCUGGCAGGGCCCCCUCGCCCCCAGGGCUGGAGCAGGAGGGCCCCCCGGGGGAGCUGGGCCAGCGCCUGGCCGCCUCCUGGGCCGGCGGCUGGGCCGACUGGUGGCAGGAGAAGCUGGGCGCCACCAAGGCGCAGAAGCAGCGGGUGCUGCGGGAGCAGCGGCGGAGGCGCAAGAGGGCGCGGGGAACCCCCAGCCUCUCGGGGAGCUUCACCUCCACCACCAGCUACCAAUCGGACGCCAGCGACUCCUCCUGGUGGGCAGCCAGCAGCCAGACCCCCAGCGAAGCCCCCACUGACUCAGAAAGCCUCUACUCUCUGGCCUCUGCCACCAUGAAAGCCCCCAGCCUGGCACCCGAGUCUCGCGUCUCCGUUCCCUGCUCCCCAACUGCUUCCCAGGGCCCCCCGCCCGACUCCCAAGGCCCCCGUGACGCUUCCCAGGGCUCCCCCUCGUCCUCGCAACUGCUCUCGUCCCAGACCCUCUCCACCCGCGGGAUCCCCAAGGAGCGCCGCCAGACCCUCCGCAACUACCUGGCCAUCUUUGACGAGCCUGACGAGCCCCCGGCCGAGCUGCCGGCCAGCCAGGCCUCCAGCCGCGGGAGCCAGCGCCCCCUCCCCUCCUCCCAGGGCUCCCAGGGACCCCGCAAGAGACCCCGCAUGGGCUUCUGAGCCCCGCUCCUCCCCGUCAGUGGAAUAAGCUGACUUUCUGCCCAGCUGGGCCUCGUGGCUGUCGGACUUGCGCCACGACCGAGCUCCUCCUCCUCCGGUCAAGGCCUUCGGAAUCUCCUCCGACGAUGAUUAACGACCUGAGCCUUUGAUGAGGCUCCAAGCACGUCCCCCUAUUAUGCAGAGUAUCCAGCACGCAGGGAAGGAGCCGAGACAAUAUGAGCUACAUUGCAAAGAGAUUUAUUCCUAACUACGCAGACAGAAAAGAAAUAUACAUGCUCUCUCUGUGAAAGCAGAGAACCAACUGAACAGCAAAGGAACAGGAAACAGUAACAUCACAUCCGUCUUCCGUGAGACUUCCAACAGCCUGGAAUCCCUGGAAUGCAAAACAGAGUCUUGUGACUCCAAGCAACUGCACAGUGCAACACACAGAAACCUCACCGUGGCUUCCCGCCUCCUCACGGGAGUCUCAUCCUGGGGUG